CGAAACACUUACUUUUACAUCACUAUUACCGAUUCCUGCCUAAGAUAACUUUGUAUCUGGCACUGUGCAGACAUGUAUUUAUAAAUUUAUGACUUUAGCACAUUUCCUGUGACUUGCUACUAUGGCCGCCGAAAACAUACUGGCUCGUGUUACAGACUUCUUGACUAAGGAAAAUGACAAGCGGCGCUGCAUGGCCGAUUCCAACGCAGUGAUGCUGGAUGAAUGCCAAGGCCUACUUGCGCAAACAACUCAGCGCGUUUACCAGCUUCGGAGUCGUGACGUUGUAGUUGCAGACUCAGAGGGAGGCAGUCGCAAGAAGCCUGCGAAGAAGAACGAUCCUCCUUCAGUCCCUGCACCUGAGCAAGAAUGCAAGGACGCCGCGCAGUCGCCUCGCCAAGAUGGGGCUGGGCCCAGCUCAGUACAAGCGGGUUCUAUCCCAGCGGACGCAGGAGGGCAAGCGCAGCGCGUUGAGGAGGAGCAAGACCAGAAAGAGGCGGGUCCCAGCGCGAUGCAGCCACCCGGAGUAGGCCAGAAGCGUGGUCGUCAGACAACUCGUUCUGCAGCCACGUCAAAGCGAGCCAAGGCCAAGCCGACAAAGCCCGCCGAAGAGGCUCCUCCAGCUGCUCCUCCUGUCGCUGCCCCUACUGUCGCUGCCCCUCCUUCUCCCGCCCCUCCUCCCCAUCCCCUUCCUUCCUCUGCUCCUCCGCCUGCUGCAGUUCCUGGUCCUCCUGUUCAGCCUGUGGGCGGCGUGGUGCCGAUAGAGGAGGGCACGCAAGCUAACAAGCUGCCCUCCAACAGUGCUGGUGCAGGAGGCGCUGUAGCCGACGACCGCCAUGACGACCCGGCAGGACAAGCCGUUGCACCGGAAGCCCCUGCACUAGAAGAGGAUAAAGCUGUUGUCGAUAUCCCACCCAAAGCACGUGCCCGGUCCCGACGGCAGCAGCAGGAGCCGAGAGGAAAUGCGGCCGAGGCUGACGAUGGUGCGGCAGGAACAUCAGCGCCAGCAGCACCGGCCUUCUCGCCUCGCGUCACGCGGUCGCGACGGGGCGGCGCUGGCGCAGCCCCGCCACCCCCCGCCCCAGCUCCCACAGCUGCCGCAGCUGCAAAGCCUGCCCGUAACAAGGGUGGGAAGCAGAAGCGCGAUAUGAAGGAGGCACAGCUCGGUUCUCCGGGCCUACAUCCGAAGACCAAGCUUGCCACGGACGCCAACGUCUCCAGUCAACAUGCGUCACCCGCUGGCGACGCCGGACCUAGUGCCGGAGCAGCAUCGGGUCUGAAGCGUCUGCCGGCGCUGCUGCCGUUGCUGCCAUCACCCCAGUUCCCUCCGGAGGAUCAGCAACGCGAACAAGAGCACCCACAGCAAGAGCCGCAGCAGCGACAACAUCAGGAGGACAACGGGCAGCAAGAGCAGCAGGAGCGUGAGCAGCUGCCCCAGCAGCAACGCGAGGAGCGAGAGCAGCAGCCGGAGGAUGAGCGAGAGCUGGCGGAGGAACAGAAGCAGCAGCCUGAGCAAGAACAGCAACAGGAUGAGGUGCAGGAGCAGCAGGAGCACGAGCAGCAGCAACAGCGCGAGGUGAAACAAGAGGUGUGCGAGGAGCGACUGCGCUCGUCGGGGCAACCACAGCAGCAGCAAAACCCACAGCAUCAACACCAACAACCGCAGCAGGAAAAAAGCGCUGUCGCCAGGACCCAGAUCGGGAACCUUCCCAGCGCAGUCAAGGCCGCAGUUGCCCUCUUCGAAAGCGCAAAGACAGGAACUCGUUCGGCUUCUGUUGCUGGCGGCGCUGCAAAGUCGGCCGCCCGUCCCAAGCCAGCAGCAGGUGGCGAGCCAUCAACGUCGCACGUCAAUGAUGCCCAUGGCUCCGGCAGCGCUGAGGCGGCCGCUCCUGCAGUAAACAUUGCAAGCGAGCCGAUUCAGGAGGAAGAAGCAGAAGGCGAGGGCGGCUUCUGCUUCGGCACACAGCUGACGGAACACUCCUCGCCUGACAUUCCCCACUUCCGCCAGGCAGCCGAACAUGAUGCCACAGAGCCUGACGGCAAGGCGGGUGCUAGCGAUGUGGUACGCAUCUCACUGGCGGCGGCAUCCGGCGCAGCGGCGGUUGCCGAUGAUGCGCCUAACCCAGAUGAGUUAGGGCCGCACGCGAUGGAACUCCAGCAGCCAAAGUCCGAUAAGGAGGUGGCGCUGUGUGGUAGCCCAGUAGAAGCACCCGUUGCCGCGGCGGAUGACGCUGUAGGUAACGCGGAUGACGCUGUAGAAGAGUCACCUGUCGAGGCAGAGGAGGAUGAAGCUGCAGCAGGUGGAGACGGCAUCGAUGCGGUGGCUGCCGCUCAUGCAGAGCCGCGCAACCGCUCGCUAUCUCUCUCCUUGGCGGUGCGAUCACCUAGUGCCGCAGGGUUGGCCUGCUCCCCGGUGCUCCUAGAGCGGCCAGAGGAUGACGGCCACCCCGCGGCGGAGGCAAGGGAUGUGGAGGCCCUGGAGGAAGCUCCUAUGCGUGACGAAGAGGCCAUGCAACAGUCUUCGGAGCACCAAGACGAGGCUGCAAUAGGAGGCGACGGUGAUGAGGGCCCCGUCACGCACCAUGACGGCGGCGAAGACCAGGGGCCCACAUCAAGCAAAGCCGCCAGCCCGUGCAGCCUGGCUGCCGGCAUCGACCCGAUAGAGGAGGCGGACGAUGAGGGCUCUGCAGACGAGGCCAACGAAGAUGACAGCGGCGAGGGCUGUGCUGACGAGGCCCCUGUAGCUGAUGCCGACGACGAGGGCUGUGCUGACGAGCCCGACGACGAGGCCCCUGUAGUUGAUGCCGACGGCGAGGGAUCGGCAGACGAGGCUGACGAAGAAGCCGCUGUAGCUGAUGCCGACGGCGAGGGCUGUGCUGGCGAGGCUGACGAAGAGGGUCCCGUUGAGGACGCAGGAGGAAGCACUGCUGAUGAGGGCAACACGGCAGCCGCUAGUGCAGCUGCACGUAAGCCCUCGGCGGCAGCUGCACAGCCCGUGGCGGCAACUGCUGUGGCGCGCCAGCCCGCAGUCUCACCCCUCAAGCCGGAUGGAGCUGCACCCCGGCCAUUGGAGGCAGGUCAGCCCAGCAAGCCCAAGGGCGGCAACCUGAUAUCCUGUGUGCGCAGCUUCUUGCCAACGCGUACAGCGCCGUCGCCUCCGCCUGCCGCUGGAAGGGCUGUUGUCGAGGUCAAGGCGCUGAGGGCUGCGCAGAAAGCUGCUCAGGCUGCAAAGGAGAAGGAGGCGGCGCGCGCUGCUGAACGCGCCCAGCGUGCCGAGCGGCAGCGACAUGGCCAGCCAGAUGUUGCCAACAACGCGCAGCCCGGCACGGCACGGCAGGCGCCUGUGGCGCAUCAAGGUGCCGCUGCCGCGCGGCCUACGCCGGCCCCUUCGGCCAGCCAGCACGACGUGGCGACGGCGUCAGCAUGUACGGCCGGCAUGGGCGCAGCACCCUUAAUAACGAAAUCGACAGCUGUAGACGAGCAUUGCAACGGGACGACUGCGACCAGCACGGCAACAGCCACGUCCAUGAGCGUCAGGGACAAGUUGGCCUUUUUCCAAGCAAGAGAGGAGCUCGCCAAGCGUUCGGCGGCCGAGUUGGGUGCGGGUCGUAAGCCGGCGACGACGGCUGCUGCAGCGUCGCAAGGUGCCGCCCCAAGCUAUAAGGCUGGCGCCGCUGCCAGAGCCACCCACGCUGCUGGCGGAGAGGACAAUGCCGCAGCCACCGCAUCUGCGGCGGCGCCCAUUGCUGCCGGAGCGGCGGCGCCUAGCGCCUCGACGGCAACAUCGUUUGUGCCUGUCGCAUCUCCACGGCCCAUGGGUCGUCCGCCCGCUGCGGCUGGUGAAACCGCCGCUGACAAACACAAGCGUGUUGAGGCGAGGCGCAAGGAGGAGGAGGAGCGGAGGCGUGCCGAGUUGGAAGCGCGCAACAAGGCUAAAGACGACAAGAUGCGCAACUUUGAAGCUGCUAAACAGCAGCGCCUUGGCGCCGGAGUCGGUGCGGGUGCGGCUCGGCCACCCGCACCGCCUGCGGCUGGCAACCCGGUUGCUGCGGGCAAGCGGCCGGCACCCAACGCUGGUGGGGCAGGGCCCUAUGGUGUCACCAUCAAGCCGGAGCCGGAGAACAACAGGACAGGUCCCACCGGCCCAAGCGUUGCCAAGACACCUGCGCCGAAGGCUGGCUUUGGCACGGCGAAGACACCCGCAACGAAGGCUGCUCCAUUGGCGUCCAGCAUGGUGUCGCCUGCAGUGCAGAUGCAGGUCAAGCUCCUGCCUGCGGUGCACGCAAAGGGUGGCGCAGCUGCCGGGCAAGUGAAGCCACAGGCGGGAACCUCAGUCGGCGUCAACCUGCCGGCGGCUACCAACGCCACUGCGCAGGGCGGCAAGCAGCUGCGGCAGGCGGCAGGCGCCGCCGCUGGUAGCUCCCAGCAAGCUCCGGGUAUUGAAAACAGCACGCCUGGUGGCGCGGACCUGACGGAGGAGGAGCGUCGCCACGUGCAUGCCAUCCAGACGUCGCCGUACAUUGCGCAGGUCAAGCCACGGACGCCAGGGGUGACGACCGCUACCAAGCCGCAGUUUAACAGCUACGAGAUUUCGCCUUACAAGUCCGACUCUGAUGCCGGUGACUCGGACGAUGAGGAUUCACCACGCCCUCGGAAGCCCCUGCCCGAGUGGGCUGCACCGGACAAGGUCC
Messenger RNA from Astrephomene gubernaculifera, 4688 nucleotides. Lineage: Eukaryota; Viridiplantae; Chlorophyta; Chlorophyceae; Chlamydomonadales; Astrephomenaceae. The record is from the annotation of a GenBank genome assembly.